UGACUGGACAGCGCGCAGGACUAACGCUGCUCCCGGACUCGUUCAGGGAAACUUUCCUUUCUGUGAAGGAUACGAGCUCUUCCCCGACAAUUAUCUGAAAAGAUGCUGCUGCUCCUCCUGGGAAUCAUCCUCCUGCACAUCGCUGCUCUUGUUCUCCUCUUUGUGUCAACGAUUGUCAGCGUAUGGACGUCAGGGGAAAGCAGCACCUCGGACCUCUGGAGAAACUGUACUCUUCAAGCUGGAGGACACUUCUGUAACCCAGCAUCAGCUGGAGAAUGGAUUCAAGCGGUCCAAGCCCUGAUGAUCCUCUCCAUCAUCUUCAGCUGCCUGGCUCUCUUCCUCUUCUUCUGCCAGCUCUUCACUUUGCAGAAAGGUGGACGCUUCUUCCUCACUGGAGCCUUCCAGAUCCUGGCUGGUUUGUUCGUGAUGAGCGGAGCCAUCAUCUACACGGUGAUGAGUCCGGAGUGGGUGCCCGAGAAAAACAACUUUGGCUACUCCUACAUCCUGGCGUGGGUGGCUUGCCCCUUGGCGCUCAUCAGCGGACUCAUCUACGUCAUCUUGAGGAAGCGAGAAUGAGACGUGGCUCCAUCCCAGAGUUCCCAGUAACCCAACAGCAAGUGUUAUCAGCUCCCUUCUGCAGUUUUAAGUUGUGAGGUCAGCGUUAACGGCGGCUAACGGGGAAGCAAUCCCAAAAACCCGACACGAAAACACAGAUACUGUCUCUGUUAAAAGAUGUAUAUAGUAUCUAUGGUUUAAAACCUAUUUAUAACACUUUUUACAUGUACAUAGUUUUUGUGCUGCUUCGUUGAUGCGCUUUUUGUUUGCUAAAUACGUGUCUGUUUGUGAUGAUGAUAUAAUUUCAUGCUAUUUUAAGUUUUUCUGCCUUUUUGUUAGAGUAAUUGCCAAAGAAUUAUUAAAACAUUUUUUUUUGGUUCAAUAUAACCAAAGAGCAUGUAUAGAAAUACAAAUAGUGUUAAUCAUGUAGCAUAAUCAUAAAAUCUAGAUUUGGUUGUUUUUUUAUUUUAUUUCGGGAUUUGCAAUGCAUUUUCUUCUGUUUUAUAUUUUCAACUAAAGAUGGUGCUAUGUAUUUAUCAUUCCUUUUAGUGAUAGCAAUCAUUUACUACAGUUACUGAGCAGUUUAAGGUGAGGAUCGGACAGAAGGACACGUUAUAAAGCCCGACUGCUUCUUUAGGGAACACAACUUGUAAUACUUUGCAGAGUCGGUUUCGGUUCAUCAGCUUCUACGUCGUUAAUGAAAUAAGUUUUAGGUUAUGCACUGAUGUACUGAAUGUCACGUGAAAUUUCAGUAUUACAGUAUUUGGCAAGCUUGCAGAGUUGGAUUGCAUAAAUGGACUUUAAUUUCAUCUUUGUUUGCCUCUGUUAGCAAAGCCAAAUUGCCUUUUUAAUUAAACCUCCUACAGGAAAUAAUACUGUUGGGCAUUGUAGCAAACGAGAAACAAUAUCUAGCCAUGCUAUGACUACCAAGGUGAAGCCAUAUAAGAAACUACAGGAAGAAAAUGUUAGCUCCAUAAGUGAAGGAAAGGCAGAGACGCAACUAUUUGUUUGACGUACUUGAAGACUGACGUGCCGCGGUCUCUGCCUUCUGAUGUCUACGUGUUGUUUUGUUUCUCCUCGACUGUAUAAAACACUGUUUAUAUGUUGUGCAUAACAGCCAUUUAUGAAAAUGUAGCCAACUAAAUCUCACUAAAUAAAUCUACUCUCACAUUA
Messenger RNA from Nematolebias whitei (Rio pearlfish), 1728 nucleotides. It is a transcript of the gene pmp22b, whose product is annotated as peripheral myelin protein 22b. The transcript has 5 exons. Gene Ontology annotation, cellular component: plasma membrane. Lineage: Eukaryota; Metazoa; Chordata; Actinopteri; Cyprinodontiformes; Rivulidae. The record is from RefSeq and is a predicted model, not a curated record. Bases 103 to 576 code for a protein of 157 amino acids.